Molecule: messenger RNA, 1332 nt
Organism: Spinacia oleracea (spinach)
Lineage: Eukaryota; Viridiplantae; Streptophyta; Magnoliopsida; Caryophyllales; Amaranthaceae
Exons: 1
Coding region: 1-1332 (443 amino acids)
Source: RefSeq, a predicted model, not a curated record
AUGGCGAAAAGGCCAAUUUAUUGGAGGAAAUCCUCCCUGUUAGAAGAGCAUAAGAGCUUAGGUGGGCUCGGUAUGAGAAACAUAGAGUCCAUUAAUCAUGCCAUGUUGUUCAACCAAGCUUGGAGAAUGAAAACAUGCCCGAAUCUUCUCGUGAGUAGAGUUUUCAGCGGGAAAUACCCCAGCACCUGGUUUGAGAAUAGCAUUUCUGGUAGAAGAGUUAAUGCAGCCUCGUGGGGAGCUAGGAGUAUCAUGAAAAGUGUUAGCUCGAUGAAGGGUGGAAUAAGAAGAACUGUAGGAAAUGGAGAAGCUACAAGCAUAACUGACCACGUGUGGGUGGGUGACAACAGAAUAAAGUUCAAGGAGCAUUCUUCCUUUGUUGGUACUAAGCCCACUUGGGUCUCGGAGUUAAAAUGCAGCAACCACUCGUGGAAUGCUAGCUCAGUCUGGAGCCUCUUUCAGAGUAGCACGGCGCGUCGUAUCCUUGCUAUUCAUACUUCGAACCGGGGUACUCAGGAUGGGUGGGAUUGGAGUCAGUCAAGUACGGGGGCUUAUUCCAUCAAAUCAGGGUACUGGUUCCACAAGAAUACAGGAAAAGUGGAAGAAAAUACCGUCUCUCAAUUCUGGUCUUUGUGGUGGAAAGCCAAUAUGUUCCCAAAGUGGAAAAUCUUUAUUUGGAAGGUUAUCAAUAAUGCUAUCCCGACGAAGCAGAAUCUAAGGAGAAGGCACAUUGAUGUUUCGCCCGCUUGUGUCUUUUGUGGUAAGGAGGAGUCAUUGGCCCAUUUGUUUCGGGACUGCGAGCUGUCCAUGAGAGUGUGGAAGUCGUGUUCUCUUGGGAUUAAUGGGCUAGCUGCAGUAGAAACUCAUGUGGGAAGUUGGGUGAAAAAUUUCUUGCUGUACUUUCUGAAUCAGGAUGGAAACUCGGGGCAUCGUGUGGUUUUCUUCUCUUCGAUUUUAUGGAGCAUUUGGCUCCAUCGUAAUGAAUGUGUUUUUAAAGGUACCAAGGCUUCGGCAGUAACGGUACUUGAGCUAGCUAGACAAUGGAUGAGCAGGUGGGAGGUCUCGCAUUGUCUGAAUGACAAGGUGCGAAUCACCACUACCAGCCCGAACAAGGCCUGGAGCUGGCAGGUGGGGGUGCAUUCGCAAGGUGACAUGAUUCUCAUUGAGGUUGAUGGGGCUUGGAAGUGUAAGGGGGACUACGGGGAUGGUAGAUGGUCGGCUGCAGCAGGUUGGAGAAUUAGCAGAAGUGGUGUGGAGAUAAAGACAGGUGCCCAAAAGGUCCUUGCUUCAUCUCCAAUCCAAGCAGAAGCAAUGGUUGUUCUAUUGGCUCUGUGA